UCAACCACACCUUGUCGGGGAAGCUAGCUCGCGAGAGACACGCGCGCGCGCACACACACAUACACACACCUUCGCAGCGCUACCCGUCGUCGUCGUUCGACCGGUCGUUUCGCUUUCGACGCGGUCUGCCUGUUGCGACACGGCUCACUCGUCGAGGGAAGGAUCCCAAGUGGAAGACGGAUAAUUGACAAGGGACUGAAGAAGAUGGACCUAAAAGGGCGAGUUGCCCUGGUGACGGGCGCCGCUUCCGGUAUCGGUAAAUCCUGUGCCGUGGAAUUAUUGAAUAAAGGCGCGAUGGUGUCUAUAUGCGACAUAAACGCGGAAGAGGGCGAGAAACUGGCGGAAGCUUUGUCCACGGAAUACGGAAAGGAUUGUGUAAUCUUCUGUCACUGUGACGUUACAGACUACUCGCAGUUCGAGGAAUCGUUUCGAACGACGUUCUCCACAUUUGGCCACAUCGACAUCGUCGUUAACAACGCAGGAAUCAUGAACGAUCGGUUCUGGGAACUGGAAGUCGACAUCAACGUCAAUGGCGUGAUCCGCGGGACUUUGCUCGCGCAGCGAUUUAUGGGAACGGACAGGGGCGGCCAGGGUGGAACCGUGGUUAAUAUCGGAAGCAAUGCCGGCAUAAACCCUUAUGCCAGUGUUCCAAUUUACUCUGCCACCAAGUCGGCAAUCGUCAACUUCACCAGAGCCAUUGGGCACCAAUUUCACGUGGACUCAACUGGCGUGAAGGUGAUGGCAUUGUGUCCAAGUGCGACAGAUUAUAAAUUAUUAGGAGACGUCAGUAAACAGCUGCUCUGGGCCCGAUACGUAGACGCCUGGAUCUGUGACGCUGCCAACAUAGUUCCUCAAAGAGCGGAGCACGUGGCUCAGGCGUUGAUCCAGAUCCUGGACACAGGCAAGAGCGGAAGUGUGUGGCUGGUGGAGAAGGAACAGCCUCCUCACGAGAUCACAUUCCAGAAGAACUAAGAUCCUGAUUGGAUCCUCUCUCGCUUGAAUACAGAUAACUGCCGUACCAUAAUCGCGAUACUGUACCGAGGUUAUAAUUCACAACCGGCGAAACGUCUCUCUCCCUCUCUCCCUCUCUCUCACUCGAUCAAUAACACGAAGAAGAAAGGCAGAGGGGAAACAAUCGCGUGAAAAAGCGGCUAAAGCUUUCGUACGUGGGUCACUUCCGAUUUCACCGGAAACCGCAACAGCUACUCGAUGGAUCGAGGUGUGAGAGAGCGUGCGAGGACGUGCGGGAACAUGAUUACGCAUUUAGGUUUAGAGGAGCGACAGUCGCUUUACCAAAGAUUACGGAAGACAGUUUGUAUGGUGAAAACGACCUUUUCUUUGUUCUUAUGCGUUCGUAUUAAGUCUAAGAGGAACAGCGUCCGUUCAAACAAUAUGAUAAUUUAACGCAGGGCCGUACUUAUACCUUUGAAGACCCUAGCAAGGUGUUCAAAUGAAAA
This is a messenger RNA of Eufriesea mexicana, 1457 nucleotides long. Its product is annotated as 15-hydroxyprostaglandin dehydrogenase [NAD(+)]. The transcript is spliced from 7 exons. The record is from RefSeq and is a predicted model, not a curated record. Gene Ontology annotation, molecular function: oxidoreductase activity, acting on the CH-OH group of donors, NAD or NADP as acceptor. Bases 205 to 972 code for a protein of 255 amino acids. NCBI's taxonomy places the organism in Eukaryota, Metazoa, Arthropoda, Insecta, Hymenoptera, Apidae. Gene Ontology annotation, cellular component: cytoplasm.